AUGGCGUCGUCACGGCCGGAGACGGCGGGGGGAGCUCUAUGGAGUAAGCUGCAGGGGCAGGUGGUGCUGGUGACGGGCGCCUCCUCCGGCAUUGGCCGCGAGUUCUGCCUCGACCUGGCACGCGGGGGCUGCCGGGUCGUCGCCGCCGCUCGCCGCGCCGACCGUCUCUGCUCCCUCUGCGACGAGAUCAACGCGGCCGCUGAAGCCCCCCUGGCGGUGGCCGUCGAGCUCGACGUCGCUGCCGGCGAGUCGUUCGUCGAGGCCGCGGUGCAGAAGGCGUGGGACGCCUUCGGCCGCGUCGAUGUCUUGAUCAACAACGCAGGUGUACGAGGAGGUGUGCAUUCGGCGUUGGAUUGGCCGGAGGACGAGUGGGAUAAACUCAUGAAGACCAACCUUCGGGGAGUAUGGCUCGUGGCCAAGCAUGUGUGCAGACGCAUGCGUGAUGCCAAGCUCAAGGGUUCGGUGAUAAACAUUUCGUCUACUUCCGGUCUUGAUGGUGGGAUCACACAUGGCUCCUUGGCAUACUCAGCCUCCAAGUCUGCCGUGCACUCUGUCACAAAGCUAAUGGCUUUGGAAUUAGGAGCACAUGGCAUUAGGGUGAACACGAUUGCGCCAGGAAUCUUCAAGUCGGAGAUAACUGCUCCCUUAUUGCAAAAGAGGUGGCUGAACGAUGUCGUGUCAAAGAUUGUGCCACUUAAGAAAAUUGGUACUCCUGAUCCAGCGUUGACGUCGCUGGUUCGUUUCCUGAUCCAUGAAACUUCGUCGUAUAUAAGUGGCAACAUAUUUGUUGUAGACUCAGGCCUCGUCCUGCCUGGUGUCCCAAUAUUCUCUUCUCUGUAAUUUGAUUGCUCGACCUUCUCUCUACUGCCGGUUUGUGGUAUUCCAUCAAUUAUUGUCCUUUCUUUGUUAUUA
Messenger RNA from Triticum dicoccoides, 912 nucleotides. RefSeq names its product 3-oxoacyl-[acyl-carrier-protein] reductase FabG-like. Gene Ontology annotation, molecular function: oxidoreductase activity. Bases 1 to 840 code for a protein of 279 amino acids. Lineage: Eukaryota; Viridiplantae; Streptophyta; Magnoliopsida; Poales; Poaceae. The transcript is spliced from 3 exons. The record is from RefSeq and is a predicted model, not a curated record.